Messenger RNA from Glycine soja, 1220 nucleotides. RefSeq names its product transcription initiation factor TFIID subunit 14b-like. The transcript is spliced from 6 exons. The coding region runs from base 131 to 970 and encodes 279 amino acids. The record is from RefSeq and is a predicted model, not a curated record. Lineage: Eukaryota; Viridiplantae; Streptophyta; Magnoliopsida; Fabales; Fabaceae. Gene Ontology annotation, biological process: regulation of DNA-templated transcription.
GUAUGAAUUGGGUUGGGUACUAUAUUACUACUCUAGUGCCUGCAAUUUCUCUCUAAAACCCUAAACCUCAUUCUCCUGAUUUCUGUUACAUUGAGUUUAGGAAACAAAAAACAACACAGUCAAUUGGCAAAUGUCUAACUCUAACCCGUUACCCCUCAAGAGACAAGGAGAACAAUCGUCCGAUGAUGGCGCCUCUGCCAUUAAACCUUCUCGCCUCAAAAUCGCAAUACCCUCUGAGGAUUCCGACAAGAAGAAUGCGAACAGGAGGCUCAAAGAUGUUGAAAUCUGUGUCCCAAUAGUGUAUGGGACCAUUGCAUUCUAUCUUGGAAGGAAGGCCAGUGAGUCUCAGUCACAUAAGUGGACAGUGUAUGUACGUGGAGCGUCGAAUGAAGAUCUUGGGGUGGUGGUUAAAAGGGUCGUGUUUCAGUUGCAUCCUAGUUUUAAUAACCCCACUAGAGUUGUUGAAUCACCCCCUUUUGAGUUAUCAGAAUGCGGUUGGGGUGAAUUUGAAAUAGCCAUCACCCUCUAUUUCCACUCUGAUGUCUGUGAAAAACAGCUGGACUUGUAUCACCAUUUGAAAUUAUAUCCAGAAGAUGAAUCUGGCCCCCAGUCUACGAAGAAACCCGUGGUUGUUGAAUCUUAUAACGAGAUUGUUUUCCCUGAACCCUCGGAGGUUUUUCUUGCACGUGUACAGAAUCAUCCUGCUGUUAAUGUGCCUAGGCUUCCUGCUGGUUUGAAUUUACCAAGUCCUGUACCAAGCGAUACUGUGAAUGAUAAGGAGAGAGGUGACACCAAAGAUCAUCUUCUAACCCAAUGGUUCUUGAACUUCUCUGAGGCUGAUGAGCUCUUAAAACUUGCAGCAGCUCGCCAGCAGGUGCAAGCUCAUAUUGUUAAGCUGCGAAGACAAUUAAGUUUGGUGGAAGGACUGCCUCAGCUGUCUAAACCGCCAUCUGGUUAUGAAUGUACAUGAUUUUUAUUUUAUUUUAUUUUAAAAUGAAAUUUUUUGGGCUUCCCUUUUGAGUCAAACUUGGAAGAUUCAUGAUGAACAAUUAUGUAUAUAUGCUUCCUUGUAGAUUGUGUUGCUUAUUUUUAUCUGUAGUAGCCAAAAGAUUAGAGGUUUGAAGAAUGGACAUGAUUCUGGGCAUUUAUGCUUAAAAUCUUAUUUGGUUAUAGAUGUGUAUUAGUUGUAAUUUGAGGAGUAUAAUAUUUUAUCUUAAACU